CGGACGUGAAUCCUCGUGCGCUCCUGCAAAAUCAUGUGGCAGUUCAUUAGGUCACGCGUACUGGUGGUGAUAAUAUUUCUCGGUGUUGCCCACGGAUUGCUGAUCGUGGGUCCGAAAUUCAUCCGCUCUAACCACGAUUACAUGCUGGUGAUUAGCAACUUCAACACGAACCUGAAUCAAGUCAACCUGCUGCUGAAUGUGGAAGGCCAAGCGAACGAUGGACGUAACACACUCAACAUCACGAAAUCGGUUGACGUGCGCCGGUUCAGCAAUAAGAUGAUCAACUUCAAGAUGCCCGAGGAUCUGGUGGCAGGAAGCUACAAGAUCACGAUUGACGGACAGCGUGGCUUUAGCUUCCACAAGGAAGCGGAGCUGGUGUACCUGGCCAAGUCAUACUCGGGUCUGAUUCAGCUUGAUAAGCCUAUCUACAAGCCGGGUGACACGGUGAAAUUCCGCAUGAUCGUGUUGGACACGACGCUCAAGCCACCAGCAAACCUUAACAGCCUAGACGUGGUCAUUCGGGACCCGCAGGGUAACAUCAUCCGAAAGUGGCCCAAGGCCCUGCUGUACGCGGGCGUAUUCGAAGGUGACAUGCAGAUCGCCACAACACCGAUGUUCGGCCUGUGGAACAUCUCAGUGCGAGCCGAGGGUGAAGAACUGGUCGCGAAGACGUUCGAGGUGAAGGAGUACGUACUGUCGACGUUCGGUGUGGACGUUAGCCCGACGAUGAUUCCACUCGAGGAACACCAAGGGCUCAGCUUGCAGGUGUUGGCGAACUACUAUUUCGGGAAACCCGUCAGUGGAAUGGCGCAGAUCGAGCUGUUUCUCGACGACGACAAGCUGGACCAGCAGCAAACGAUCGAUGUGCACGGUGUCGGACAGGUUGCACUGCGGUUCAACGGUGACUUCCAGGUACCCCAGGAUGAGGAUCAUCAGAACGUGCAAGUGCGCGUGACGUUUACUGAGCAGUACACAAAUCGAACGGUGGUGAAAAACGUGCAGAUACCGGUGUUUAAGUACCCAUACCGGAUGGAGCUAGUGAAAGAAAGUCCCCAAUUCCGGCCAAACUAUGAGUACCAGUGUGCGGUUAAGAUACAGUACCACAACGGAACUGCUGCGGCAGGUAUCACCGGUAAGGUGGAAGUUUUCGAGCUGGACAUCAGCCGCGAUGAAACGAGUAACAGUGAGGGACUGAUCAAGCUUAACCUGAAUCCUGGUGACAUUGACGAGUUUACCGUCAACAUGUACAUCGAAGAGAACAUGUUUAACUUCCAAGAGCGCGUGGAAAAGGUAGAAACGAUCACGGACGGUUACAUGAAGCUGGAGCUCAGAUCGCAAGUCAAGCUGAACAAUAUGCUCAAGAUCAUGGUGGCGUGCAAUGACCAGAUGGCGUUCUUCGUUUACUACGUCGUGUCGAAGGGAAACAUCAUUGAUGCGGGCUAUGUCCGGCUGAAUCGACAGCGACAGUAUCUGCUGCAGGUGAAAGCGAUGGAAAGUAUGAUCCCCAAGGCGAAGAUUAUUGUGGCCACCGUCACAAAUCGCAUCGUAUCGUACGACUCCAUCGACAUCGACUUCCAGACGCUGCGGAACAACUUCGACUUAACGCUGGACGAGAACGAGGUGAAACCAGGCAAUCAGAUUGAGCUACGAAUGAGCGGUAGGCCGGGAUCCUAUGUCGCGCUGGCAGCGUAUGAUCAGAGCCUCCUGUCCUACAACAACAAUCACGACGUGUUCUGGGAGGACAUCUUGCAGGUGUUCAACGGUUUUCACGCCAUCGAACCGAACGAAUACGAUAAAUUGCACAGCAUGGGCUUAUUUGGGAGAACGCUGGAUGAUAUCAUGUUCGAGGGUGCUAGCGACAAGUUGGCACGCGAUGGCCUCAGUGUGGGAGAUCCUUCGGUCAAACUCACCUCAUAUCGCACAAACUUCCCCGAAUCCUGGCUGUGGCAGAACGUAACCAUCGACUAUUCGGGCAAGCGCAAGAUGAUCGAAGUCGUCCCGGACGCAACUACCUCGUGGCACCUGACCGGGUUCUCGAUCCAUCCGGUGUACGGUUUGGGCAUCGUGAAGAAACCGAUCGAGCUGACGACCGUGCAGCCGUUCUACAUCGUCGAGAAUCUACCGUACUCGAUCAAGCGCGGUGAGGUGGUUACGCUGCAGUUCACGCUUUUCAACAACCUCGGUGGGGAGUAUGCCGCUGAUGUGACGCUCUUUAACGUGGCGAAUCAGAUUGAGUUCUACGAACGUCCGUCAGAAGAUGUCAGCUUCAUGAAGUCGAUUACUGUACCACCGAACGUGGGCGUGCCGAUUUCGUUCCUCGUGAAGGCACGUAAACUCGGCGAGAUGGUGGUCCGCGUGAAGGCGAAGAUCAUGCUCGGGCUGGAAACGGACGCGCUUGAGAAGGUGAUCCAUGUGAUCCCGGAGAGCCUGGUGCAGAAGCAUACCGAAUCGCGAAUCUUCAGCUACGACACGUACGACAACGCGUCGUUCCCAAUUAACUUGAACAUCAACAAGAAGGCUGAUGCCAACUCGACGAAGAUCAAGUUCGAGGUGAAAACCAACCUGCUCACGUCGGUGGUCGAGAACCUGGAAAACUUGCUAGCCGUGCCAACGGGAUGCGGCGAGCAGAAUAUGGUCAAAUUCGUGCCGAAUGUGGUCGUGCUCGACUACCUAACCGCGAUCGGGUCCAAGCAGCAGACGGUGAUCGAUAAGGCCACACGGUUGCUGCGUGAAGGCUACCAAAACCAGAUGCGAUAUCGCCAGUCAGAUGGUUCGUUCGGUGUUUGGGCGAACGGCGGUGGUAGCAUGUUCCUGACCGCAUUCGUCGCUAAAUCAAUGCAGACGGCUUCGAAGUACAUCAGCGAGGUGGAUGCAGGUAUGGUGGAGAAGGCAUUUGAAUGGAUUGCCAAUCGGCAGCAUGCCUCGGGCAGGUUCGAUGAGGUUGGGUCCGUUAUCCACAAGGAUAUGCAGGGUGGGUUGCGAAACGGAAUCGCCCUGACCGGGUACGUGUUGAUCGCGCUGCUUGAGAACGAGAGCGCGCGGAUCAAACACGCGCAAGUGAUCGAACGUAGUCAGAGCUAUCUGGCACAGAGUCUACCCGGUAUCAGUAAUGCGUACGAUAUGUCAAUCACAACGUACGCGCUGCUACUGGCCGGGCAUCAGGAUAUGGAUAAAGCGUUCGAUAAGCUGCUUGGCAUGUCGACGGUGCUUAACAACGGCACCAACGAUCACCAGCGCAUGUGGAACACACAGUGGACAAGCGUGGAGACGACUGCUUACGCGUUGCUUUCGUUCGUGCAGAAAAAGGUGUAUCCUGAAGGUAUCCCUGUGAUGCGGUGGCUCGUGAAUCAGCGCUACGUGACUGGGAGUUUUCCGCGCACGCAGGACACCUUCGUCGGGUUGAAGGCGCUUACGAAGCUGGCCGAGAAGAUCUCGCCCGCGCGUAACGCUUACAGCAUCCAGCUGAAGGGCAAAAAGUUGAACAAAAACUUCCGCGUCAGCUCGCAAGACAUCAACAACAUGCAGUUCCUUGAGAUACCCAGCGAUACACGCGCGCUCGAGAUCGAAGUCGGUGGUAUUGGGUUCGGGCUGUUCGAGGUGUACUACGAAUACAGCUUGGAUUUGCAGAAUUUUGCGCAUCGCUUCGAGCUGACGCUCGAGAAGCUGAGCGCUGACUACGAGCUGCGGAUGCGUGUGUGCACCAAAUUCAAGCCAAUGUUGGCCGACGAGAAAUCCAACAUGGCGCUGGUAGAGGUGAACUUCCCGAGCGGGUACGUGGUUGACAAGAAUGCGAUCAGCGACCCGACGCUCGUCAAUCCGAUAAAGAAAACCGAGAUCCGGUUCGGUGGCACGUCCGUCGUUGUGUACUACGACAACAUGAGCAGGGAGCUGAACUGUUUCACCAUCACGGCGUUCCGGCGGUUUAAGGUGGCCCUAAAGCGACCGGCUUUUGUCACUGUGUACGACUAUUACCAUUCAAACUUGAACGCCAUCCAGAAGUACGAGGUCGACGAUUAGCGAGCAUUUACGAGGGCAUCGUAUGUUUCGAUGAGGAGUCCUGUAUGUGCUAAUUUCGAAUAAAAAUGGUUUUACC
Molecule: messenger RNA, 4093 nt
Organism: Anopheles nili
Lineage: Eukaryota; Metazoa; Arthropoda; Insecta; Diptera; Culicidae
Product: thioester-containing protein 1 allele S3-like
Exons: 13
Coding region: 34-4017 (1327 amino acids)
Cellular component (GO): extracellular region
Molecular function (GO): endopeptidase inhibitor activity
Source: RefSeq, a predicted model, not a curated record